AUGGUCUCCUUGCUGGUGCGACUGGUUGUUUUAGCCCUAUCCGUGGCCUGCGUGCAGGGCCUGGACGUUCUUGGGGGGGCAUCGACUCAACACAAGCACAAGCACAAGCAUCACAAGCACCACCACAAGGAGCACAAAGCACUUUCCACAGCCCCAGCAUCCCCAGCGCCACCGAGCCUUCCGCAGAUUUCCUUGCCAAGCCAGCCCAACCCGACAGAACCAAAAAGCACAGACGCCGGCCAACAAGAGCUGCAGCACAUUGCUAAACAGCUUCAGAGUAUGGUGGCGCCGGCCGAGCCCUCGACCCAGCAAGGAGUUCAGCUUGCCGCCUCAGCUCCAGUGCCGGCAGUGCCUUCAACCCAGUCAUUGGCAGUAUUUGAUAGCGAAGCCCAACAGGCCUUGCCUGCCAUCGUCGAUGAUGUGCGAAAGGCAGCAGCCCACAAAGCACCGCUGGAUGAACUCAAGCAAACCCGCAGCUCGGAAGUUACAUUGCUGAAGGAACAGGAGGCUCUGCUGACUGCUGGGCAGGCGGGCUUGGACAAGAGCGCUCUGCAACAGCAGGUCGACUCCACGAAGACCAUGAUUCAGAGCUUGGACAGUCAGAUCGCCUCCAAGCGCCAGGAUGCCGUGAACAUAUUGGGCAAGGCGCUCUCAGACGCGAAUACGGCUCUGGUGCAAGCAUCCAGCGAGGAAGCAGCCCAGGAGGCCGCGGCAAAAGCAGCUGAGAAGCAGAUCAAGGUUGCUCAGCAGCAGAAGGUGAACGCGAAGAAGGUCAUUGAACAAGCACAGAAGGUCAUGGAAGUCUUCGGUGGCCUCAUCCCUCCGACCCCACGACCUGAGGUGUUGGCUGUGUCUCCAUCGCCAACUCCUCCUCAAGCAAGUGAGCCACAAGAGCUGAGCUAG
Molecule: messenger RNA, 903 nt
Organism: Symbiodinium pilosum
Lineage: Eukaryota; Dinophyceae; Suessiales; Symbiodiniaceae
Source: the annotation of a GenBank genome assembly